Molecule: messenger RNA, 1343 nt
Organism: Galendromus occidentalis (western predatory mite)
Lineage: Eukaryota; Metazoa; Arthropoda; Arachnida; Mesostigmata; Phytoseiidae
Exons: 8
Coding region: 219-1298 (359 amino acids)
Source: RefSeq, a predicted model, not a curated record
AAACCUUGUAUGCUCGAUUCCUGUCGACGGUCAGAGUGUUGCAGAGGUAUCGUUCUCGCUGCGUUUGAGUUUCUUAUCCGACCCCGCCAGUCCGAGACCUCUUUUCUGGAAAGCGCAGCGAGUGGAAAUCAGAAUACGACUCGAACUCUGGACUGCUCACCAUUGCAUGUGAGCUCCCUGUGCCCGAGGCAAGCGACACAUCAGCCCAUGGACGACAAAUGACAGCCAUGGAGGAAGUUCCAGAGAGUCUCCGACUCCGUGAGUCCCCGCCCAGAGGAAGCCGCUCGCGCAGAACGGCUCCUCUGAAGUGUAGCGACUGCCAGGUGACGUUUUCGACACAAACGAACUUGAACAGGCAUAUCAGGAAGCUUCACCCGGGACUCGUGAGGUGUUUCAUAUGUGAUGGCGAGGUUGGUACGAACAUAGCGAAACACCUCAAAGAAGCUCACGACACAGUUCUCAAAUACGUCAAGUUGGUCUUCAAGAGUGAAAUCCAUUUCCAGCUAUGGAAAGUGGAAGAGGAGAAGCGUUCCGGAGCUCAAUACGUCAGCACAUCGGGAACAAAGAAGACCGCUUCCUGCGUAGCGAAGAGAUACUUCGUAUGCCAUCGAUCCGGAAAUUUCCAAUCGAGGAUUCCGGACGAAAACCGGUCACAGAAAAAACGCCGGGCUUCAGUGCGUUGCGGAGUCAAAUGCCCAGCGAAAAUGACAUUGACCGUCGAUCCCGCGGGAACAUACAUUGUCGAAUAUCAAGAAACCCACCAUGGGCACGACCCAGAAGUCCCGAAGAUUCAAGAUGCUCCAGCCGGCAGCAAACCCUUAGGAUUCUUGGAGACCAUUUGGGAGCUGAGAAAUUCUCCCCGGUGGAAACGAUACGAAGACAGGGUUUACAUGCAUUUCGACCGGAAGCAAGCUAUUGUGAUGGUCGCCGAGCUUGCAGUGGUUCAUUCGGAAUUCCUGAGACCCUGUUUCUUGAGCACGAUCCUGUUCCAUGAAACGACGGUCCCAACGGUAUACGUACGAGGCGUCGAAAUUUGUGCGGAAUCUCUCCGAUGCGGGGACUUGACAUCGGAUACUGGUUGUUUCAAGUUGAUCCUCACAGUGAUCAACUCUCCGAAGUGCCCGGGUGUUGCAGACCAAGGAGAAGUGGUCUUCGAUAGUACAAUGGGAUAUCUGGACUCGACGAAUCGAUGGAGGCACGAAAGCUGUCCGAUUUUCAGCUCUGGGGGCAAGACUUGCCCCGACUGCGGAUCUCUGAAAACUCUUUUAGAUGACAUUUCUUUGAAUGCUUACACCUAAGUUACGAGCAUCGAAUCGAACAACCGUGAGUGCGAUGUCUGCUGU